AUGGCAAUUUCUCCCAUCUGGAUGGUGCUCUUUGCUCUGCAAAGCCUCUCAAUCAAUGCCCACUCUUGGGUCGAACAACUCACAGUUAUUGCACCAAAUGGAACCUUCAUAGGUAUCCCAGGAUACUCUCGAGGCAAUGUUCUCCGUACGGCGGGCUUCGUUGAUACAAUGACCUACCUGAUUCCUCCCAGUGGACAGGAUGUCACACAGCUCUUGCCAAGUAACAAAAUGUGCAGGGAGACCCAACAAAACCAGACUCAAACCAGCGGAAGUCCCCGACUCCAGGCGAGCCCUGGGGCUGCCAUUGCUCUCCGCUACCAAGAAAACGGCCAUGUUACCCUCCCCGAGAAUCAGCCAGGAAAGCCCGCAAAUCGCGGCUAUGUCUAUGUUUACGGCACUACCCAGCCCAAGGUCGGCGAGAAACUCCUAGACAUUCACGGGAAUUGGACUCAAGAUGGCACGGGUGGUGACAAGCGUGGUGUGCUUCUGUCCAAGCAGAACUUUGACGAUGGCCGCUGUUACCAAAUCAACGGCGAGAGCAUCUCCCAGACUCGCCAGAAAGAAUUCGCCCACCAAGCCAACCAACUCAUGGGGGCUGACCUUUGGUGUCAGCAGGAUCUCCGUCUGCCAACCAAUGCACCCACCGGUAAGCCUUACACUCUCUACUGGGUGUGGGACUGGCCCACCAAGGCUGGUGUUGACCCUACCUACCCGAAGGGAAAGCAGGAGAUCUACACCACCUGCAUGGAUGUGGACAUUGUACAAGCUACCAACAAAAAGCUGGGCGUCAGCUCUGACUAUGAGACUGAUCAAGAUCUCAACAAUGCCGCCAUUCCUUCUCAGUUUGAUUCGCUUGGCAGACCGGUGCCGUCGCAGCAAUCCUCGCAACAGUUCACGCAGAAGCCUUCUUCUGUUGUAGGCAGUGUGUCCACACCAAUCUUGUCGACUGCUACCGAGUGGAUGACUGUUACUAUUACAGAUAUUACUACUGCUACUGGACUUCCUCCUGGAUAUUGA
Penicillium antarcticum is the source of this 1017-nucleotide messenger RNA. RefSeq lists its product as uncharacterized. The transcript has a single exon. Bases 1 to 1017 code for a protein of 338 amino acids. NCBI's taxonomy places the organism in Eukaryota, Fungi, Ascomycota, Eurotiomycetes, Eurotiales, Aspergillaceae. The record is from RefSeq and is a predicted model, not a curated record.